Molecule: messenger RNA, 688 nt
Organism: Drosophila willistoni
Lineage: Eukaryota; Metazoa; Arthropoda; Insecta; Diptera; Drosophilidae
Product: coiled-coil-helix-coiled-coil-helix domain-containing protein 10, mitochondrial-like
Exons: 2
Coding region: 119-568 (149 amino acids)
Biological process (GO): mitochondrion organization
Cellular component (GO): nucleus; mitochondrion
Source: RefSeq, a predicted model, not a curated record
CUUAGAGGGCUUUAGUUUAUAUGUCAAAGGUACAUGUGUUGGCAUUCGAAAUUAUUCCACAAAACUUAUAGCAGCUUUCAGAGUUUCUGCAUUUUUAAGUUGAAAAUCAUUGAUAAAAAUGCCACGUCAGCGUUCGGGCAGCUCUAACGUCAAACCUGUUCGCAGGCAGAGCACCAGUAGCCAGAGUAAAUUGCCAACGGUGGUGCAACAAACACCGAAAGAAACAGUCAAGCCAACUCCAACCCCAGCACCUGCAGCGGGCCGUAGUACCGGCGAUGUGUUCAAGGAUAUGGCUGCCACUGCUACAGGAGUUGCAGUCGGAUCGGCUGUCGGCCAUGCCGUUGGCGCCGGCAUAACAGGGGCUUUCAGUGGGCGUGGUCAAGCUGCUCGAGCGGAGCCAGCUGCGGAACAGACACAAGCCCAGCGUCGAAGCGAAUUGGUUGAGGACGGUCCGUGCUCUUUUGAGAUUAGACAAUUUCUCAAGUGCAGCGAGGAAAAUAGCGAUCUGACUGUCUGCCAGAGCUUCAACGAAGCUAUGCAGCGAUGUCGGCAACGCUACAAUCUGUAGGAUCAGGCGCAAUCAAUGAAAACAAUGAGAAGAAACAGUAAAACAUGGUUUCUGUGACAACUGCUUAAAAAGUUCUGCAUUCACACAAAAUUUUUGGUUACUCUUUAAAAAUUAAAAUUU